Molecule: messenger RNA, 6981 nt
Organism: Oncorhynchus keta (chum salmon)
Lineage: Eukaryota; Metazoa; Chordata; Actinopteri; Salmoniformes; Salmonidae
Product: cyclic nucleotide-gated cation channel beta-1-like
Exons: 18
Coding region: 2068-4137 (689 amino acids)
Biological process (GO): retina homeostasis; monoatomic cation transmembrane transport
Cellular component (GO): plasma membrane; photoreceptor outer segment; intracellular cyclic nucleotide activated cation channel complex
Molecular function (GO): cGMP binding; intracellularly cGMP-activated cation channel activity; protein-containing complex binding
Source: RefSeq, a predicted model, not a curated record
CGCUUCUACGCGGGUGAAGGGUGGCUAAGGUUUGGGCUCGAGCGAAUCCAUUGAGAGGUAGACGAUUCUCUCUCUAUUUCAAAACUUUAAAACGCAGCAAAACGUUCGUUGACUUGACAACAGAUUCGUUCAUGUCGCAAAGAUGAGUCUUGGGAGGUAAACUAUUACCGAAUGCACUCGAAAUCUCUUGAGUGUUCAAUAGGUGCCAGGUGUGUCCUGCUGAGGAGGACCCAGUGGAGGCAGCAGAGAGUACCCCUCAGACAGAGCCCAGAGAGGCUGCAUCACCCGACAUUGAACCAGAACCGCAGGAGGAGCCAGAGCCCCAGAGGGCCGCUCAUCCCCUCGUUCAAGCCCAGAGCCAGAGCGAUUAAAGACAGUAGAGCCUGAACCUAAACCAAAGGCCCAGGACGCCAAAGUAGCACCUGAACCGGUGACCCAACAACCACAGAAAGCAGAGGACUGCAACAAACCUAACACCACUACCAAGUGAGCUCCAGGCUCAGUGUGCACCCAGCUGUCAGUGUGGAGGAUGUGGAUUCCGGCGGAGAGGGAGGGGGUGGCGGGGGGGAGCACCACCACCACCACAUUCCCCAAAUCCUUACCCUACAGGACCCCAACUUCAAGACCCUGACCGUACCCGGAGUGUCCAAAACUAGCCGUCAGUGGUGAGCGCAUACUCCCAAAUGAAAUUGCCUCCACAUAAAGAUAUUGUCCAAAUUUAUUUCCCAACCUCUGAUAUCCUCUAAAUUGGUGUUUUCUUUUUUCCUUCUAUAUUGCUUUGGUCAACAGUAAAGUUGCUGAAAAAGAGUAAGAAUGGAGAACGUCUAUAAAAUACAGUGCAUCUUAGUUUCUAUUUCUAUUUCAUUCUAUUUAAGCCCCCCCCUCCCCACACCCCCAACCUCUUUAGACAGUGUUUAGUGUCCCUUUACUUGUCCGUCUACUGUCUGUCUCUCAAUAGCAUGUUCAUCUAUGUUUGUAGUCUUUUGUUCUGCUCUGUUUUAUUGUGUUGUGUUGCUGUGCUGUUCUAUCUUGUGCUGUUUUCUAUUGUUAUGUGUCUGUUCUGUAGUCUGAUACCGCUGCGAGUCAUGUCAACAGUAAGUGCAAUAAAUGGAUAAGUAAGUACAACAAGAGUAUCUUGCACUAUCUUCAACCUGUCAUCUGGUUGUGUGUUCCGUCUGUGACUAAUUGUAUGAAUGCUGUUAGUGAUUGUUGUUGUCAUUGUGAUUCUCUACCUCUCCCAUCUCAUUCUGUUUCUCACACACACACACAUACUUCCCUGCCCCUGUUGAUGGAACCAUGGACUGACCUAGUGAGAAGAAACCCAAGAAUAUCUGGACCAAUAUGUAAGAUGUGUAAUCAUUGUCACAUCAAGGAUCCAUCCAACCAUCAACAUUCAUCCCAUCAUCAGAAAUUCACCUGUCACAUGUGCUCCCUCUCUGGCCUUUAGGUGACCAGGCUGCUCGUCACCAGCGUUUACGCGCAUAAUGACACUCACCUGGACUCCAUCACCUCCUUGAUUUACCUGUCCUUUAUAUGUCACUCCCUUUGGUUUCUUCCCCAGUCAUCAUUGUUGCUGUUUCAUGUCCGUGUGCUGUUUGUGUUUAUUGUUUUGUUCAUUUAUUAAUUAAAUGCAUUAACUCCCUGAACUUGCUUCCCGACUCUCAGCGUACAUCGUUACAUCACCCUUACUGCAUCCUCACUCCUUCACCCCUUCCUAACCUGUGUGGUUUUCUGUUCAAAUGUAUACUGCUUGAAAAAGCUGAUGCUCAAGAUUGUUCAGGGCCUCAUUCAGUGUACAUGAGAUUUGUGUUGAAUGUUCAGACAACAUCAUUUCACCAUGUUCCACAUACUGUAUUCCCUAUACUGCCAUUCCCUUCCUGUGUAAACCGUAAUGCCCCGUGGUAAGGCCAAGACUGCAGGGAGCACUCUAAUAACAGAGCAGGUUCCAAAUGAUAGCAGCCAUAGUUUUUCCAUCGGUCUGUGUAUCAGGCACUGCUACAGUGUUAUUCCCUGCCUCCCCUCCACAGAAAGAAGUUGUACUCUCAGAGUGAGGAGGAUGAAGAGGAGAUGGAGAUCGCAGUGAGGGCAUGGCCUAGCCAGUCCAGCAUCCUCAGUGGAGACGAUGGGCUAAAGGAGCGCCCUGCGUCUUCCGCUAGCCAGGCCAGCUACGUGGUGAACGAGCGCCUACAGGAGCUGGUCAAGAUGUUUAAGGAGAGGACAGAAAGGGCCAAAGAGAAACUCAUAGACCCAGAUCACUCUGAUGAUGACAGUCCAACUGCCUCCCCUGCGAGAGCUCCAACACCACCUCCUGCUCCUCCAGAGGAGCCGAAGGAGGAGGAGAUAAAGGAGCAGCAACCCAAGCCUACAUUAUGCUGCAAGGUGAUGCCUCCUCGCUGGAUCAGAGCUCUGCUGCACUACCGCUUCCCCGCUAGCAUCGACCCCUUCACCAAUCUGGUCUAUGUGCUGUGGCUGUUUUUCGUCACCUUGGCGUGGAACUGGAACAUGUGGCUUAUCCCGGUGCGCUGGGCCUUCCCCUACCAGACCCCCAGUAACAUCUACCUGUGGCUACUCACUGACUAUCUGUGUGACCUCAUCUACAUCCUGGACAUCCUGGUCUUCCAGCCCCGCCUGCAGUUUGUCCGCAGUGGAGACAUAGUGUUUGACAAAAAGGACAUGAGAGUGAAUUACAUGAAAACCUUCCGGUUCAAGAUGGAUGUCAUCAGUCUUGUUCCACUGGAGUUGUUGUAUUUUAAAACUGGGAUCAACCCACUCCUCCGCUUCCCACGACUACUAAAGAUAAUGUCUUUCUUUGAGUUCAACGACCGUCUUGAGGGCAUCCUUACCAAAGCCUACGUUUACAGAGUGAUCCGGACCACCACCUACCUGCUGUACUGCCUGCACUGUAAUGCCUGUCUGUACUACUGGGGCUCUGCGUAUGAAGGUCUGGGCUCCACGCAGUGGGUCUAUGACGGACAGGGCAACAGUUACAUCCGCUGCUACUACUUUGCUGUGAAGACCCUAAUCACCAUUGGUGGACUGCCGGACCCCACAACGCUCUUUGAAAUCAUCUUUCAGCUCAUAAACUACUUUGUUGGAGUGUUUGCCUUUUCCAUCAUGAUUGGACAGAUGAGAGAUGUGGUUGGUGCAGCCACAGCAGGACAGACGUACUACAGAGCAUGCAUGGACAACACUGUCAACUACAUGGCCUCCUACCGUAUCCCUAAAGACGUGCAGAACCGGGUUAAAACCUGGUACAACUACACCUGGCAGUCCCAGGGCAUGCUGGAUGAACAGGAGCUUCUGGUUCAGCUCCCAGACAAGAUGAGGCUGGACAUCGCUGUGGAUGUCAACUAUGACAUUGUCAGUAAAGUGUCUCUCUUCCAGGGUUGCGAUAGACAGAUGAUCUUUGACAUGCUGAAGAGACUGAGGUCUGUUGUUUACCUCCCAGGGGACUAUGUCUGCAAAAAGGGUGAAGUUGGGCGGGAAAUGUACAUCAUCAAAGCCGGAGAGGUGCAGGUGGUGGGCGGGCCAGACGGGAAGACUGUGUUUGUCACACUGAGGGCGGGGUCAGUGUUUGGGGAAAUCAGCUUGCUGGCAGUUGGUGGAGGGAACAGGAGAACAGCAAACGUAGUGGCUCAUGGCUUCGCCAACCUGUUCAUCCUGGACAAGAAGGACCUCAAUGAGAUUCUAGUGCAUUACCCCGAGUCCCAGAAGCUGCUCCGCAAGAAGGCCAGGAAGAUGCUCACGAAAGAUAAGAAGCCUCCGAAGGAGCCGGCCCAGGUGAUCCCUCCUCGAACGGUCACGCCCAAGCUAUUCAAAGCUGCUCUGGAUGUGGCGCAUCAGAAAACAGGCCUCAAAGGGACCCUCGGCAAGAUUAAGGAGAAGAUCAACAAAUCCAGCGUUUCUCUACAGCCCUCCAUGUCCUCCUCCCUGCCUCCCUUGUCCCCAGUCUCUCCAGUCUCCAGUCUGGACCCAGAGCGCAAGGCUGACGCCACGUCACCAACCUUAGACAGCUCCACGCUGCUCUGCCCCGUCUCCCAUUGUCACGGAGAUGAGACACUCUCCAAGGAGCAGGGCCAAGUGGAGGGAGAAGUUGCAGGAGAGAGUGGGAAGAAGAAAGAAAAGAGAAAGGCAUGAGUUUUCUCCAAAAGCUUUAAAAGCUGUCUUCAUGUGGAGAAAGGGAUGCACUUUUUUGUCCCUCUGUACUUUACUGCAGAGAGGGAGACCAGAGAGAGAAGAGCCAUGGUUCCUAAAGAUCAUCCAAUUAUGUCUCAGGAGUCACAGACUCCGUUUCUGUUCCUUUAUACCCAUAGACUCUUCUUUUAGCUAACCCUUUGAUACUCAGUACACUGAGAUUACCAAAUUUGGAACACCUAUCUAAUAUUGAGUUCAACCGCUCCCUUUCACCCUCAGAACAGACUCAAUUUCUCAUGGCAUGGACUCUACAAGGUGUCGAAAGCAUUCCACAGGGAUACUGGCCACUGUUGACUCCAAUGCUUCCCACAGUUGUGUCAAGUUGGCUGGAUGUCUUUUGGGUGGUGGACGAUUCUUGAUACACACAGGAAACUGUUGUGUGAAACCCAGUGUUGCAGUUCUUGACACAAACCGGUGCGCCCAGCACCUACUACCAUAUCCCGUUCAAAGGCACUUAAAUAUGUUGUCUUGCCGAUUCACAAUCUGAAAGGCACACAUACACAAUCCAUUUCUCAAUUGUCUCAAGGCUUAAAAAUCCUUGAACCUGUUUGUUGCCUCCUCUUCAUCUACACUGAUUGAAGUGGAUUUAAUAAGGGAUCAUAGCUUUCACCUGGAUUCACCUGGUCAGUUUAUGUAAUGCAAAGAGCAGGUGUUCUUAAUGUUGUUGUGUAUACUCAGUGUAUAGGGCCUAGGCGACCUAAUUCCACAGGGAUGGAGAAACGGGUGCUAAACUGAUGUCUUUGAUAUUGCAGUAUAUGUUUGUGUUUACAAUCCCAGAGGUAAAUGUACCAAUCAGCAAUAAUUGACACAGACAUCAUCUCAUCAGGGGUAUGACAAGGUGGUCACCCAGGGUACAGCUGUGUGUGUGGGGGAGGUCCUCUCCAAGUCUUCUGUUCUGCCUGUUUUCAGAAAAACAAAUGCCUUCUAAACCCUAGUUUUUGUUCAUUUUAUUCCUUUUUUAAAAUGUAUUCAUUCAGUGAGCGGGGGGUGUGAAUGGGAAAUACUAUAAAAAUGUUGGAAUCUGAGGAAAUAUUUUGAAAUGUUUACGUUUUGUAAAGAUGACCAGUUAUUUAUAGUUUUGUUCAAUGGAAUGUUAUUAUUGCCUUAUUUAUCAUGGCCCUUGAUAGUGUUUCUGGGGUGAAUGGGUCAAUGAUGUAUAUAUUUUUCAUCUGAAAAUGUUGAAAUGAGUGUACAAUUGUUAUAACGGUCAGCUUGUCAAUGUACAUAUUGUUAUGUAUGCAGAAAGGUAGAAGUGCAGCUAAUAAUUUAAUCAAGACUGGUAAACUGUCAAUCAUGAGUUCACCAUGCCAGACAAUCAAAGAUUUACUUUUAGUCGGCAUCUAUACCUUACAAAAUCAUUUUGAAUUUAGCUGAACAAAUGAGUUACAACAGCUUUUGACACUGAUUGGUAUGUUUAAAAUAACACGUAUGUUUAAAAUGACUGUUUAUUUAAAAAAAUACUAACUUGACAGAUCAGAAGACGACUCAUGUCCACAAUUUAUACAUGAACAGUACAUGUUUUUAAGUUAGAGGUUUUCUUAUCUGUUGGAUAUACUUUUUAAUCAUACUGUUAACCAAAUGCUGUUUUCAAAAUGUUGUAAAUAGGAAAAUACUUAAACCCCUAAAUGUAGUUUUUCAGGAAGCAAUGCAAGGUGUAACAUAAUUGUAUAGAUCCUAAAUUCACCAAUGGAAUACAUGGGGUCUAUAAACCAGCUACCGAAACUGCCAGACAAUGUGUAGCUUGUAUGUGAAUAUUGUUAUGUUGGUUGUUGAUUACCUUCUUUGUGUAUAUAGUGUAGGUGACAAAAGCUGUCAUGCAACAGAUGCUGAGAAAAAAACUUUUGUGAUACACCUGCUUUUAAUAGAUGGGUUAGCUAACGAUGUUCACGCUUCAAUGGGGCAGAAGUCCAUGAGUUGUUGUGAUUCUGGAUCGCCAUGUAGCCACCAACAAUGACAAGAAACUGCCAUGUGGGGUAUCGCAAGUGACCUGUUUCAUCUUGUUCUUGAUGCCUUGUUUUGGCUGAUUUCAUGUCAAUGCUAAUAUGGCUCAAAUUCACUACCUAGCUAACCAACAACAGUUAUCAAAUGCUCAUUGUGCAAAUAUAUUUAUGUUUUCAAUAAACAUUGGAGACAAUAUAGUUUACAUUGUCAACAAUUUAAGCCAACCGCGUCUGUUUUGCCUCAUAGUUGCGCAGGAGUUGAUUUUGUUUAAGUGAUAAUGCCCGAGAAGCCGGCGUUUGGAGGAUAUAUUGGCACGGUGUUGUUAGGCCCGAGAUAAAGUUGAGGGCUGACAAACCGUGCCAAUAUAUCCUCAGAACAUCAGCUUCGAGGGAUUAACACUUUGGAUUGUUUACUAUUUCUACAUUGUAGAAUAAUAGUGAAGACAUCAAACCUAUGAAAUAACACGUGGAAUCAUAUAGUAACCAAAUAUAUUUUAUAUUUUAUAUUCUUCAAAUAGCCACCCUUUUCCUUGACAGCUUUGCACACUUGGCAUUCUCUCAACCAGCUUCACCUGGAAUGUUUUUUCCAACCGUCUUGAUGGAGUUCCCACAUAUGCUGAGCACUUGUUGACUGGUUGUCCUUCACUCUGCGGUCCAAUUCAUCCCAAACCAUCUCAAUUUGGUUGAGGUCGGGGAAUUGUGGAUGCUAGCUUUCCAAAUGUUUAAAAUAAAAAAUAUGCUAGACAGGGUGGGAUCUUAUUGUAUUGGUAAAAAAUAAUGAGAUAAAUGUUGGUGGAAACACUUGAUAUGAAUAUUGAUUUAAUAAAUAUAAUAAUAUAAGACAUCC